Cicer arietinum (chickpea) is the source of this 723-nucleotide messenger RNA. RefSeq names its product diphthamide biosynthesis protein 3-like. Gene Ontology annotation, cellular component: cytosol. NCBI's taxonomy places the organism in Eukaryota, Viridiplantae, Streptophyta, Magnoliopsida, Fabales, Fabaceae. Gene Ontology annotation, biological process: protein histidyl modification to diphthamide. Gene Ontology annotation, molecular function: metal ion binding. The record is from RefSeq and is a predicted model, not a curated record.
AAUACAUUAUCAGUCUAAAAUUCGCUUGUUUUCUUCUUUUUUUUUACUCAGGCGCUGAUUCUUCUUAACCCGAAUCAUCUUUGCUUAUUGUUCUCGUAGAAACCCUAAAUUCCAGAGAGAAAAAAAUAGCACAGCGAAACGAUGUCUUACGACGACGUAGAGAUUGAAGACAUGGAAUGGAACGAGGAGUUGCAGUCAUACACAUAUCCAUGUCCAUGCGGCGACCUUUUCCAGAUCACGAAGGAAGAUCUCAAGCUGGGUGAGGAAAUCGCUCGUUGCCCUAGUUGCUCCCUCUACAUCACCGUCAUCUAUAACAUGGAAGAUUUCCUCGGCGAUUCCAAUCAAAAUCGAACAAAUAAGCCUCUUCAACCCUCCAAACAACAAACCGUUACUGUUGCUUGAAUUUCAGAUGUCCUGAAAUGGAGAGAGCAAUAGAUUUUUUUCAAGACUUGAAUAUAUGGUAGCAGUCAACAUCUUGUUUUGCAGAUAGGAAUUGAAUUAUUGGUAUUCUGAAGGAACAAAGGAGAAAUUAGUAAUAGGAGAGUUUAUAGUACAGUAAGAAUGCCAUUGUUCAUUGUUAGUUAGAUAAUUUCUUUUUUACCUGCAUUGUUUUUUUGUUAAAUUGUUUCUUUCAUCAGACUAUUCAGACAGACAAUACAUACUCUUAUGGCUUUGCUUCUAAUCCAAGUACUGGAGCUCCGUCUCUAAUUAUUAGAUUCUAUU